Molecule: messenger RNA, 774 nt
Organism: Stegodyphus dumicola
Lineage: Eukaryota; Metazoa; Arthropoda; Arachnida; Araneae; Eresidae
Source: RefSeq, a predicted model, not a curated record
AUGAUUGGUCAACUUCACUGUGAUAUUUUUCAGCAAAACAGACUUUUACUCAAUUUAGUAGAUGUCAAGAUCAUCUUACAACGCAGCAAAGCACCCUUCUGUUUAGUGUCACCCGAAGAAAAAGCAGAUUAUAAUGUUAUUCUCGAACAUGCUUCCAUGUUUAUUAGAAAAGUGAAAGUGAGUCCAGGGGUCUCUCUAGGCCAUGCGAAAGCACUAGAAAAAAGUACUGCCAAAUAUCCCAUUGACCGAGUCUUAUGUAAAACAUAUUCCGUUUCAGAAGGAAGUUGGUCAUUUCUUCAAGAUAAUGUUUUCUUGGAUGUUAUGCAGAAACGUGUGAUCAUCACCUGUCUCUCCAAUGCAGCUAUGAACGGACAGUACAAAUCCAAUCCAUUCGUGUUUCAUCAUUAUAACGUGACCUUUUUAUCCGUGUAUAUCGACGGACACCCUAUACCGGGCAAACCACUGGAGCUCGAUUUUGAUUCGAACAAUUACAUAAGAGCUUAUCAUAGUCUGUUUUCAGGAUUUAAUCGAGACAGAGGGAUUUAUUUAUCAAGAGAUGAUUAUUCUGCCGGUCAUACCUUAUAUGCAUUUGAUUUGACACCAGACUUGUGCAACGAUUCUCAUCUGAACCUACAACAACAAGGCAAUUUACGAGUAGAAUUAAAGUUUUCGAAAGCUCUGACUGAAACUAUUUCGGUACUUAUUUAUGCUGAAUUUGAAAACGUGAUUGAGAUAAACAAAUCUCGGCACGUAUUAUGUGAUUUCACAAAUUAA